Molecule: messenger RNA, 1284 nt
Organism: Quercus robur (English oak)
Lineage: Eukaryota; Viridiplantae; Streptophyta; Magnoliopsida; Fagales; Fagaceae
Product: peroxidase 4-like
Exons: 4
Coding region: 114-1079 (321 amino acids)
Biological process (GO): response to oxidative stress; hydrogen peroxide catabolic process
Molecular function (GO): heme binding; peroxidase activity
Source: RefSeq, a predicted model, not a curated record
AAUUCAUUAAAUUUUAACAAAUCUUAUUUGCGAAUUGUCUUAUGAUCUGAUCAGCAACCCCACACAUUGGUGCAUAUAAGGCAGUGCCAUUCUUGUCUUGAUACAAGAAUAACAUGGCUUCUUACAACAUAUUUCUGCUGGUCCUCGUUGCUUCUAGUGCCUUCAUGAUUUUGGAAGCUAAAGGCAAGCUUUCCCUCUCCCCAACUCACUACUCAUCCACAUGUCCCAACGUAUUAUCCAUUGUUAAAAAAGCAGUCAUAGAAGCCAUAAACAAAGAAACUCGUAUUGGGGCUUCUUUACUCCGCUUGCAUUUCCAUGAUUGCUUUGUAAAUGGCUGUGACGCAUCAAUACUGUUGGAUGAUAUUCCCGGCAGCUUUGUUGGAGAGAAAACGGCAAAUCCUAAUAACAACUCAGUUCGAGGAUUCGAAGUUGUCGAUGACAUUAAAGCCAGGUUAGAGAAAGCAUGUCCCGGAGUGGUGUCCUGUGCCGAUAUUCUUGCUCUGGCUGCUCUUGACUCGGUUGUUUAUUUAGGGGGCCCUUCUUGGGAAGUCAGUCUGGGAAGAAAAGAUUCUACCACAGCAAACAUCACUGCGGCCAACACUUUUAUCCCUCCACCUACCUCCAACCUGAGCGGCCUGGUAGCAAACUUCUCUGCACAGGGACUUUCAUUUAAGAACAUGGUGGCACUUUCAGGUUCACAUACCAUUGGCCUGGCCAGAUGCACAUCAUUCCGAGCCCACAUAUACAAUGACUCCAAUAUUGACUCCUCCUUUGCCAAGUCAUUGCAGCAAAUAUGCCCCAAAGUUGGAAAUAAUAACACUCUUGCACCCCUUGAUCGUCAAACCCCGACCCUUUUUGAUAACAGGUAUUUUAAGAAUUUGGUGAAAGGGAAGGGUCUUCUACAUUCAGAUCAGGAGCUCUUUAAUCGGGCCGCUGCUGAUUCCCUGGUUGAAAAAUAUGCUACCAACCAGAAAAAAUUUUUUGACGACUUCGCCAAGGGUAUGGUUAGAAUGAGCAGAAUCAAGCCCCUCACUGGAAGUGAAGGAGAGAUCAGAAAAAAUUGCCGGAAAGCCAAUUAAAAAAAAAAGUGCAAAUGUACUUAAGAUUAUGGCUAUAUGUAGAUGCAUUAAGCUACAAAUUUAUGUUGAGAAUUGUGUGCAAUUUAUCUUCGCCUUGACAGGUGACCAUGUUUAUCAAUAAACACCUGGUUUCCGCGGACAGAUAAACCAUUUGUUCAGUGUAUUUCAAGUUUUUUACUAAAUUUAAUAAACUUCUUUGUAGUCA